CGAUCCCCGCUCCCGCACCGCUCCCAGGUGCAUCCCGGCCGCGGCGGGGGCGGCUCCCGCGGCGCGCACGUCCGGCCCCGCCCGUUAAAUUCCGCCGGGCCGGGCCGGGCCGGGACCACCGGCCCCGCGCCCGCCGCUCUCGCCAUGGCCACGGACGGAGAGCCCGGCCGGCGGCGCCGCUGCUGCGCGCAGGACACGCCCGCGGCUCCCGCAGGGGCUGCCAAGGUCGCGGAUCCCCGCGGUGACAGCGACGGCCCCCGCCGGGGCUCCCUGUGCGAGCGGCACUGCGCUGCCAUCAACAACGCGCAGGCGGACCUGGGGGAGCUGGGCUGCCACCUGCACCGGCCCCGCGGCACCCCAGCCACGUCCACGCCGUCCUGCUGCCAGCAGCACUCGGAGGAGGUGUGCGAGAGCUGCGUGGUGAAAACCACCCUGACGGCCGAGAACGCCGUGGAGGCCAACAAGCUCUCCAACAACUACAAGUUUGGCUUCAAGAAAUGGAAGAGCCACGUGACGGCGCGGCCAUGGGAGGACCGGUCAGAGAUUGUCAAGGAGCUCUACUCAGACCUCAACAUCAUCCGAGCCUCUGGAGGGUCCUCGCUGACGUGUGGCAAUGUCCUUUACCUGCUGCUCUUUGGCUGGUGGCUCUCGCUCCUCUAUGUCCUCGUGGCUGCCGUGAUGUUCAUCACUGUCAUGGGGGCUCCUUAUGGCAGGCUCUGCUGGGACCUGGCCGGGUAUUUCCUCUGGCCCUUUGGCAAAGUGAUCCAGAAAGUGGAGGUGCCCAAAUCCCCUCAGGCGAGUGAGGCCAGCGUGGGGGAGAGCUCAGCCCUGCUCGGGGGUCCCACAGCGCUCCGCUGGCGCCCACGGUGCUGGGUGGGCACUGGAUACUGGCACCAUGCCAGCACCGCAGUGUGGCUGUGCCUGGGCUACCCUCUGCUGGCGCUGGCCCACGGGCUGGUGUGCGUCGCCGCGUGGCUCCUCAUCGUCCUCAUCCCCGUGGCCAAGCUGAGCGCCCGCGCCGCCUCCCGCGUCCUGCUGCUGCCCCCGCGCCGCCUGCUCGUCCGGCGCCUCCGGAUGGUGAGAGCCUCUGGCAGGGCAGGGUCCCACGCCCUGCUCCGGGGGGGAUUUUGGGCUGGGGGUGACGCUCCUGUCCCCCUGCAGACGGAGGUGCCUCUGGAGGGAGAGGUGAUUCUCUGCUGCUACCGUGCUGCCAACCCCUACUACUACAAAUACGCCGUGGACGGCAUCAACGUCUUCGCUGUCAACCUGCUGCCGCUGGUGCUGGUGACGCUGGUGCUGGGCUACGUGGACAGCCCCAACCGCCUGACGGGCUCCGCCGUCAAGUUCACCCUGGCGCUGCUCUCCAUCAUGCCCCUCUCCUACUACAUCGGCAUGGCCAUCGCCAGCAUCUCGGCCCAGAGCAAUUUCGCGGUGGGGGCGGUGGUGAACGCCACGUUCGGCUCCAUCACCGAGCUCACCUUCUACAUCACCGCGCUCAUCAAGGGCUCGCGCGAGGGCAACCGCUGCUACGCCGAGGUGGUCAAGUCUGCGCUGACGGGGACCCUGGUGGGCUGUGUCCUCUUCGUGCCGGGUCUGUGCAUGGUGAUCGGGGGCAUCCGGCACCAGGAGCAGCGCUUCAACAGCCGCUCCGCCGGCGUCAGCUCGGCCCUGCUCUUCCUCUCCGUGGGAGGUGUCUUUGCCCCAACGCUCUUCUCCAAGGUGUACGGGAAGCUGGUCUGCGGCGAGUGCCACAACGUCACCCAGAACCCGCUGGGCCACUACCUCUGCCACAACUGUCACUUUGACCUGGUGCUCUCUCUGCAGAUGGACAACAACGGCACCCUCUACUACAGCCACGUCCAACCCCUGGUGUACACCGUGUCCAUCCUGCUCCCUGCUGCCUACCUCAUCGGGCUCUUCUUCACCCUCAAAACCCACACGCACAUCUACGACAUCCACAUCAGCGACUGCCACAGUGAGUGUCCCCAGAGGUCCCGGCUGCAGGGCUGGCUCUUGUCACUGCUCUGGGGCGUGCCACACGUCUCUGCUCUCUCCCCAGUGCCUGGCCACCACCACAGCGCCGUGGUGCACUGGUCCCGCUGGCGGGCCCUGGUCAUCCUCCUGCUCUCCACCCUCUGCAUGUCGGCCUGUGCUGACCUGGCCACGGAGCACAUCAGCCCCAUCCUCACCAACUCCACCAUCUCACAGUACUUCAUCGGUGUCACCGUGCUGGCAAUGGUGCCCGAGCUGCCAGAGAUUGUCAAUGGCAUCCAGUUUGCCCUGCAGAACAAUCUGAGCUUGAGCAUCGAGAUCGGGAACUGCAUCGCGGUGCAGGUCUGCAUGCUCCAGAUCCCCAUCCUGGUGCUCUUCACCAUCUUCUACCCAACCAACUUCACCCUCAUCUUCAGCGACCUCCACGUCUACGCCAGCAUGUUCAGCGUGGUGCUCAUGAACUACAUCUUCAUGGAUGGCAAAUGUGACUACUUCCAAGGCACGGUGCUGGUGAUGGUUUACUUCAUCCUCCUGGCCGUGUAUUUCUUCGCCCCGUCGCCCAGCGGCUGCUGAGGUUUGGACUCCUGGAUUCUCCUUUCUCCAACCCCCUCGUUGGGAUCAGCACCCAUCAAGACCUUCUCCAGUGUCUCAGGGACUUGGCCGGGCUGGCUCCGGUCUGGAAGCGCCGUUUCCUGAAGCUCCUGCUGGGCUCCCCUGGGGUUUCAGGGGUGGCAAUGGGGUCGCUCCCGAAAUGAGGAGCCUCAAAACACAUCACACAGGCAUCUCCAGCCCACCCUCGAGUGGCUGGAAGGAAAACUGUCCUCAGAGGAGGGUCUUGAAGGGGAUUUGUGCGCGUCUCGAGGACAGACCCCUCCCUGGGGAUGAGCUGCACUGGGAGAAGGUGCCUGAGAAGUCCCUCAUCCUCCCAGGCCUGGGAACUGCACACGGGAUGUUUGAUGGCACCAGAAAUGCACCCAAAGGUAUUUUCGGCUGUUUUGUCAUUAAAGCAGUUUUGUACAAAUCAGAAACA
Messenger RNA from Passer montanus (Eurasian tree sparrow), 3022 nucleotides. RefSeq names its product putative cation exchanger C521.04c. Gene Ontology annotation, molecular function: calcium:proton antiporter activity. Gene Ontology annotation, cellular component: endomembrane system; membrane. NCBI's taxonomy places the organism in Eukaryota, Metazoa, Chordata, Aves, Passeriformes, Passeridae. The coding region runs from base 145 to 2565 and encodes 806 amino acids. Gene Ontology annotation, biological process: calcium ion transmembrane transport; intracellular calcium ion homeostasis. The transcript is spliced from 18 exons. The record is from RefSeq and is a predicted model, not a curated record.